This is a messenger RNA of Solanum pennellii, 1538 nucleotides long. RefSeq lists its product as uncharacterized. The coding region runs from base 296 to 1399 and encodes 367 amino acids. The transcript is spliced from 5 exons. The record is from RefSeq and is a predicted model, not a curated record. Lineage: Eukaryota; Viridiplantae; Streptophyta; Magnoliopsida; Solanales; Solanaceae.
UGUCACUUGUCAACAACGGCAUUUGGCUUUUUCUCCCACCCCCCACCGUCCCUUCUCGUUCUUCAAUUCUUGUUGUUUUACUCUUUACUCUAUCCUUUUCCCUAACUGCCACUGCUUGUAGAACAAAAAGAACAACUCAGCAUUCUCUGGCUUUUUCUCUAGCUCAGUUUCUCCAUAAAGCAACAAGCUUUUGCUAUUUUUGAGGUCAGUCAGUACUAGUUACGUGCUUAGCUUUUUUCUUGAAUUCCAGGUUCAUUUUUGCUUCUUGUUUUCUUUUCCAACACAAAACUAUUUGAUGAUGGAUACAGAUAAUCAUGUAUUUAUAUCGUGGGAAGAGCACGUUGUUUCUCAGGGGAAGGGACGUCGUGUUGUUCACUACUACUUGAAGGAUACCUCAGGGGAGUUACUCCUUGCUGUGGUGGGUACUGAAAGAAGUACAAGGCACAUACUAUAUGUUGUCUCAGAGGAUUAUUUGGAUGCUUUUGGGCAUACAAGUACCGUAAAUUCUGACACGAAGUGGCGUACAAAAAAAGAGGUAGAGGAAUGGCUGACGUUUUUGAUUUCAAAGCAUCACCGAUCACGACCUAUUUCAGAUACCCCAAGAAGUGAAAAGAGAAGAAGUGCUUUAACGGCUGGGCGCAUAUCUGAUGAGGUCUCAAAAAAUAUAACCCGAGAAGAUCCUUCAGCGCAAAGAUCUAGUGGGAGUAGAAGUGUCGAUGUGAGUAGCCAUUCUGGUAUCAGAAAGUCAAUUCCUGGUAACCAGAUAUCAAAAUCCAAACCACCAGCUUACCCGAAGUUGAAAAUAAAAUUUCCAAGUGUAAGACCGGUUGGAAUUCAGCUUGUUGAGCCUCAAAAUAAGUUGUCUUUUGAAGUUGAUGACAACUUAGAGGUUCUUUGCAACGAUAGUGGCAUGAGAGGCUGCUGGUUUAGGUGUAAGGUCUUACGGGUAUCUCAAAAACGUCUAAAAGUUCAAUAUGAUGACAUCCAGGAUUGUGAUGGUCCUGAAAAGCUCGAGGAAUGGAUUCCUUCCUACAGAGUCGCAGUCUCUGAUAAAUUGGGCAUGAGAUGCACAGGACGCCUCACAGUUAGGCCCCGACCUCUGGUGGAUUCUUCUGACUAUUCUUUUGAAGUAGGAGCUGCAGUUGACGCUUGGUGGUCUGACGGAUGGUGGGAAGGUGUUGUUGCUGGAUGUGAUGUCCGUGGAAGCUAUCAGCUUCAGGUUUACUUCCCUGGCGAGAACAUAUUACUGGAGACUGAAAGGAAGAACGUGAGGACCUCAAGAGAUUGGGUUGAUGACAAAUGGGUUGAAGUUGAGGGAAAGAAAGACAUAAAGUCAUUCAUAAACUCGAGUUCAACUUAUGUAUCCACGCGCAGUAUCAAAGAGCCUUGUGGCACCUGAAGACAACAAAAUGGCAUCAACUUCUAAACACUCAGCGGAGAUGCAAGACACAGAUGUGCUUAAACUGAAAAAGCAAUGGUGUAUUGAUUUUCUUGAAGAAAGUAUUGCCAUGCUGCAGCCUAAAGGACUUGCAACACUU